UCAGUAUGUCACAAAUCGGUGACUCACGUUGGAUAAUGAAUUUACCUCACACCUGUGUUUUGUGCGUUCACCUGUUUUAAUUAAUUUAUUUUCUAGUUAAUAUAAGUUUCAACAAUGAAAACUUGUUAGUAACAACGGAAUUCAAACAAAACAUUCACUUUCAAUCAUUAAUUAGUAUUUAUUGGUGAAAAUAAAGUACAAGUUGUACAAUAGUGCGGAGUUAGCUUGUUUUUGUUUUAAAUGCGUUUCUUUGUUUAGGUAACUCAGUGUUUCUUAUAUUUAAAUAAGUACAAUGGCGGAGAAAAAAAUACAAGAAAACCCGCUGCCAGAAGUACCACAAGAACCUGUGGACAAACCAAAAGAUGUACCAAAACCAGUCCCAAAAACCACUACAGUGCCCAUUGCUCCAGUGCCUACAAAUAGAUUUGGUAUUCCGUCGCUAACGAAGACACCUCCCAAUGAGUUGUAUAGAAAACUCCUGCCAGCUAUUCUGUUUGUGCUCACGUUUGUUACUGUGAUGACCAUGCUGCUCAUUUAUAUGGAUACUGUUGCGAUGGGCGCCCAACAGUUCCGUCUCAACAUGUCGCAAGAUUACGAGCUGGCCAGCAUCCCGGCAGAAUCACCGAUACUCAUAGCGUAUGUGAGACAGUUGCAUCUCGCGCCUCGCCCUCCGAAGAACCCACCACCUGUGCCCAAUAUAACAGAUCGGGUGGAGGUUCUUGAUCGACUUUAUGGAGAGAUUUACAACGGGACAUUUGUCGAGAUCCUACCCCAAGGUGACCGCGAACCAACCACUUCAUACCUUGAAAUGGUGCGAGGCUGGAAGGGCGUGGCCGUUAGGGCUGCGCCUCGUGACUUUCUCUCACUACGGGGUGCUGCUAGCGCUCUGCACGCUUGUCUCAGCCCUACUGCACAUCCAAGAGAGGUGAGCUACCAAGAGCCCGAGGGGGGUGGCAGCUUGUUCAGCUCGCGCGUGCUGUGCCUGCCGCUGCACACGCUGCUGCUGGCGGCGGGCGUCACGCGGCCGCACUACGCGCUGCUCGCCGGCCGCAGCGUGCCCGCCGCGCUGCGCCGCCUGCCCGCCAGCGCCAAGCUGCAGGUCAUAGAAUUCCGUUCCAACGACCAAGCAGCAAUACGCAACACGACAGAGUACUUGCUAAGCGUCAACUACACAGUUGUGGCCACAUUCCACGACUCGGUCAUGUACGCGCUCACGGACACGCUCACACGCACUUCCGUGACCACGAAGAGUUCGUGGUCACCGUAAAUGGGCGCGAAAGUGGAAUAACACUUCGUGGUCACCGUAAACGUGCGAGAAAUUAAGAGAUACUUUGUUGACCACGGAAAUACUUAACAUGUACAGAUAAGACCUAGAAUGUGCAGAGAAAUGUUGCUAGAAAUAUUUCAAAGGCUUUUGUAAUGUUCGAUUGGU
Colias croceus (clouded yellow) is the source of this 1432-nucleotide messenger RNA. RefSeq names its product protein Star (gene S). The transcript is spliced from 6 exons. Bases 293 to 1267 code for a protein of 324 amino acids. The record is from RefSeq and is a predicted model, not a curated record. Lineage: Eukaryota; Metazoa; Arthropoda; Insecta; Lepidoptera; Pieridae.